AGUACUCGAGCCGCUCUGCCGCAUCUCAGCAGCUUUUUUUGGAUGUGAAAACAUGUUAUAGCGCGAUUUUCCGUUUGUGUUUUUUUUUUCAUUUUAUUCGAAAACGAUAUAGGUGUGUAGGCACGUGUUUACGUAUACGUGGUGUUAUUACGUGGAUGAAUUGGCAUUGAGUGACGACAGACGAAAUGGCAUCGUCGAAAGAUAAUCCAGGAGAAAUACUCGUAGCGUGGCAAAGUUAUAAAGCUAAAGGUGACGAUGAACUUACUCUUCAAGAAGGAGAUGUCGUCGAACUUUUGGAUACUACGGAUCCUGCAGGACCCACCAUAAAACGAAUGAAAAUGGAUCCCAAUUUAGAUGUAUCUGGCGAACAAUUAUUAGAUGCUUCUGCUGCGAAACACAAGCUUUCGGUUAAACCUAGAAGAACGCAUACUAGUUCAAGACAUUCCCCUACAAGAACAAACUUAAACGCCAGAUGGUUAGUAAAGAAGAUGCAAGGAGAUAAGAAAAAAGGUUGGGUCCCUUGCCAAAUUCUUCAAUCAGCAGAUGAACCAACACCAGGAUCCGGAACACCUGGAGAUGCGGCAUUCCGACGACAAGCUGUUGUAAGCGAGUUGGUGGAGACUGAACAAGAAUUUGUGCGCGACGUAGAUUUCGUCGUCCAAAAUUACUUGAUCAAUCCCGAACGUGAUCCGAAGAAAGUGCCAAAAGUUGUUAGAGAUAAUAUGGAAAUGGUAUUUGGAACUUUAAGGGAAAUAGGAGAAUUCCACAGAGUGGUUUUAAUGGAAGGUGUUAAGUAUUAUGCUAACGAACCAGCUUUACUUGGAAAAGCAUUUUUGAGAUUGGAACGAGAUUUUGAUAAGCACGUAAAUUAUUGUAUGGAGGAACCGAUUGCUCAAGCUUUUCUGGAUACAAAUUCUCAAGCAAGAGAUUAUUUUGAUGAGCUGUCACAUCGACUUGGUGACGACAAGAGCUUCGCCGAGCACCUGAAGCUUCCGAUUCAACGCAUAAACGACUAUCAGCUUCUCUUAAAGGAGUUGGUAAGAUAUAGUGCUUGUCUAGGAGAAGACAGCAGCGAUCUCCAAAAGGCUUUAGAGUUGAUGCUAAGUGUCCCUCACAGGGCACAAGACGAUAAGUUCACAAAUAGCAUCGAAGGUUAUCGUGGAAGUAUCCAUAAACUUGGUAGACUUUUAGCACACGAUUGGUUCUCCGUAAAUUUAGGGGAUUUAGUAAAAGAACGCUAUCUCUUCCUAUUCAAGGCCCGCAUCUUAAUCUGCAAGGUCAGAAGGAUAUCAGACGAACGUUCUGUAUUCCAACUGAAGGAUAUUAUUAGGUUACCACAAGUAGACCUCAAAGAUCAUCAGGACGAUAAGCGAUCUUUUGAAUUAAUCGAGAAGACUACCAAUAGUUCUUUGCUAUUAACAGCUCAUAGGGAAAACGUUAAAGAAUUUUGGUUGAAGGAAAUUAGAGAGUUUGCUGGAGAAGCUGACGAAAGUGGAAGUGACGAUAUUCAAAUAACUUCGGAACCCACUUCUCCACCGACAGAACCCGAAAUUAAAUUAGAAGUUGCAAAACCAAAAGUUGAAGAAAAACCUAAAGAACAACCUAAACCUAAUCCACCACCUAAAGUUGAAGAAAAACCUAAAGAACAACCUAAACCCAAUCCACCGCCUAAAGUUGAAGAAAAACCCAAAGAACAACCUAAACCUAAUCCACCACCGAAAGUUGAAGAACAACCUAAACCUAAUCCACCACCAAAAGUCGAAGAAAAACCUAAAGAACAACCUAAUCCACCACCGAAAGUUGAAGAACAACCUAAACCUAAUCCAUCACCGAAAGUUGAAGAACAACCUAAACCUAAUCCACCACCUAAAGUUGACGAGAAACCUAAAGAACAACCUAAACCUAGUCCACCACCAAAAGUUGAAGAAAAACCAACACCUCCACCUAAAGAAGCACCAAAGACUAACCCUGCGCCGAAGGAGGAACCCCCAAAACCACCAAAAGUAGAGGAAAAACUUGUUCCAUCUAAUCCUAAACCGGAACAAACAAUUAUAGUUACUCCACCAACUCCCAAAACAGAAGAAGUUCAUCUAGAAGUUAGCAGGAACGUUUUGGAGGUACAAAGGGAACAAACAACUGUUGUGACCCAACAAACCGAGUCAUAUAGCAUUCAAAGAAGCCACUCGAAAACACAGGUUAUUGUUAACGCUAAGGGACACAAAGUUUUAGCUGAAGUAGAUCCUUCUUAUAAGAUUGGAGUUCAGGUUGAUAUUGCUACAGAAGGAUUAGCUAUCGAUGACGAUAUGAGUCGAAAAUAUACUGAGUACACGUCGAGUGCUUCGGCUAGAUCAGGCGGUUACGAAGAAGCACAUAGCCGUCGUACAUCAUCAAGAUCGUCGUAUGCUACUGAAGGAUUAAAUUCAAAAUAUGGUUUAGAAGGGAAUAAAUACGAAUCAUCAUCUCUCACCAGUAAAUACAGUUCAGACUUAGGAGGAAAAUACUCUUCUGAUGCCCUAAGCAAAUAUGGCACCGAUUCAUCAAAAUACGGUGAAAUUACAACAAAAUAUGGAAAAUCUGAUGAUGGAAAUUCAAGAUACGGCGAAAUUACUACAACGAGAUACGGUAAAUCUGAUGAUGGAAGCUCAAAAUAUGGUGAGAUGACUUAUUCUAGAAGGACUGCAACCGAUUCUGGGGAUGGUGAUGCUUAUUCCUCUUCUUACACGAGGAGAUCUAUUAGAGCUGAAGGAAGAACGGAAACCGACGAUGAUGGUGAUCGAUAUUCAAGAAAAUCAAUGAGAUCUUUAGAUCGAUCCGGAGGUCUCGAAGAACAAUAUUCUUAUCGAAAAUCUUCGCGUUCGAUUGAUCGCAGCGACGAUGACGAUUCUUAUCGAAAAUCCAUAAGGAGCGUUGAAAGAAAAACCAUUACAAGCGCUGACGAUGACAGCUUUUCGACAUCGAGGAGGAGAACGAAAAAAGUUGACGACGAUUUCGAUAUCGACGAGUACAUUUCAAAGCAAAAAUCUAUCGAUGAAGACUUAGACCCUUCUGCUUAUCUCUCCAAAAGAAGAAGCAUUAAAAGCGAGGAUACUGAAGAUAGUUAUUCCGCAAGAAAAUUAAGGAGGGAAGAAUCUAUUAAGGAAGAAAGUGACUACAAGAAAUUAGGUUCUGUGGAAGAAGAUAGAUUAGCACGCUUUGAAAAGUAUUCGAGACGAUCCUCAGAACUUGCUGAGAAAAUUGAUACAAAAAGUUAUGACAAAAAAGAUGUUAGUGGUCAAGCUGAUCGUGAAUUUGUGCGUUCAGUAGAAAGAGAAACUACUCACAUGGACGCUAUAUCACUACAAAUGAAAGCGAAGAAAGAUAUAACAGCACCGCCCGAAGAACGCCCCUUAUUUACAAAAACACUGAGUGGUCACAGUGUUGAACCUGGCUGCAGACUUUAUUUAGAAGUAGCUUUAGCAGAAACUCCCGAUAGCGUAAUUUUCUUAAAAGAUUACGAUGCCAUUCAUUUCCAAGAUAAGCGUUUCAUUGUAACAUCACGGGAAGAACAUACAAUCUGGCGAUUAGAAAUUAAAGAUACCGUCGAAAAAGACAGUGGUUUAUAUACGGCUGUUGCUACUAAUGCUAAAGGAAAAUCUACUUGUUCUACAAGAAUUUUCAUUCAUAGACCAACCGAAGAAGAAUUGCAUAAACCACACUUUGAAGUUCAACUAAGGGAUACUGAACUCCUUGAAGAUACUUAUCUUCGUUUCAUGAUCAAAGUCAAAGGUGAUCCUCACCCAGAAGUCACUUUCUUUAAAGAUAAUGUUAAAAUUUCUGAUACCAAUGAAAGAAUACGUGCAAUCAAAGAUCUUGAACAAACUGGUUAUUACGAGUUGGUUAUUCCUGAAGUAAAAGGUUCUGACGCUGGUAAUUACAGAUGUGUCGCUGUUAAUAAUUAUGGUGAAGCAAGUUGUGAAGCAAAACUUACUGUAACAGAGACUAAACGAGUCUUUGAUGAUGUUAUUGAUAAAGAAGGAAUUCUUCCGCCUGGAGAAAAACCCAGUUUUGCAUGGAGGAAAGAUGGCAAAGAAUUUGACCCAGAAGAACGUUUCAAAGUACUUAUGGGAGAUGAUGAAGAUUCUUUAGCUCUCAUUUUCCAGCACGUAAGACCUGAAGAUGCUGGUUUAUACACUUGUGUUGCUCAAACAACAACUGGUCAUAUUAGUUGUAGCGCAGAACUUACAGUUCAAGGUCAAAUUGUUGAAUUACAUCGCGAACCAGAAAAACCAUCAUUAGUUAUUGAACACCGUGAAGCAUUAGCUGUAGCAGGUGGUCAAGCAAUGUUGGAGUUGCAAGUAAAAGGUUUCCCUAAACCAAAAGUGAAGUUAUCUCACGAAGGAAAACCAGUUGAAGCAGGAAAUAAGGUUAAGUUCUUAUACGAAGACGAAGAAAGUUUAUCGGUGGUUAUUAAGAAUGUUCAAGCUGCUGAUGCUGGAAAGUACGAAAUUACAGCUGAGAAUGAAUUGGGUCAAGACAUCCGCGAGAUGGUUCUUACCGUCCAAGCUCCACCAAGCUUUAAAUCUAAAGUUGAAGAUAUUUCAAUAGCUGUUGAUCAAACAUUGAAAAUGUCAGUCCAAGUUGAUGGUAUUCCAAAACCAACCAUACAAUUUUAUAAGGAUGGAAAAGAAAUUAAAUCAACCGGUCGAUCUAAGAUUACGGAAGAAGGAGAUACUCAUACUUUAAUAGUUGAAAAAACCGUACUUAGUGAUUCUGGUUCUUACUCAGUUGUUGCUAGUAACAGCGUUGCUCAAGUUUCCAAAUUUUGGAACACCAACGUUUACACAAAACCGAGAGUUUUAAAGAAAAUUGGAGAACAUAUUGUGUGUUCAAAACAAGAUCUUGUGGUUAUGAGUCUUACAUUAGAAUCAGAACCAGUACCAGAAAUUUCAUGGUUUAAAGAUGGCCAAGAAAUUUCAUCCUCUGAUCAUUAUCUCAUUGAAAACGAUGGCAACACUUACAUAUUAAAGAUAUCUGGAGCUGUAACCACAGAUUCGGCUUCUUACAAAUGUCGCGCUAAAAACAUUCAUGGUUCAGUCGAUGAUGAAGUUCGUGUCGAUGUUAAAACAGCUCCACGAAUUUUAAAACCAUUGACAGAUAUGACAGUAACUGAGCAUGACAAAGAUGUUACUUUAGACGUUAAAGUUGAGGCUUACCCAAAACCAAAAGUAAAGUGGUUCUUGGACGAAAUGGAACUUAGCGAAACAAGAUCUGAAUUUACCAGAGUUGAAUCUGAUGAUGGAGUGCAACUUGUUAUUAAAGAAGUUACAACGGAACUUUCCGGGGUUUAUUCUUGUAAACUAGUUAAUGAAUUGGGUGGAACGGAAACGAGUGCUAAAUUAACAGUGAAUUGUAAACCGAGGAUUAUAAAACAUCUUAAAGAUACAACAGUGGAGGAAGGUGCUACUCUUCAUUUAGAAGUUGAGGUGGAAGCUUGCCCGGAACCAACGGUGAAAUGGUUAAGGAAUGGAAAUGAAGUUUCAGCGGAUGCAAGGAUUAAAAUCAGCAGAGACACCCAACGAAAUGAAACUUAUAAUCUUACAGUUAAUUUAAUCAAAUAUGAAGAAGAAGGAGAGUAUGAAGUUCAAGUUACUAAUUCUUUGGGCACCAUAAGUAGCAAGAGUUUUGUUACUGUUCAGAAAGUAACACAUACAGACGCCGAAGAAGUUAACGAAGAACCCCCAAAAAAACUUAUUGUAGAGGUCAUAGAAGAGGAAGAAAUGACCGCUAAAUACGAUGAUAAAGUAGAAAUCGAAGAAGUAAUUGAAGAACCCAAAGAGGCGCAAGAUACAACUUAUGGUAUUACAGUAAACGAAAUUGAUAACAAAUCCCAACAAGGUGUAGAAGAUGCCGAAGAGGUUAAAACACCAAAACCUAAGCGAUUAAAAUCGGUACAAAUUGAAGAAAUUGAUAUUGUUGAAACGGAACAAUCUAAAAAGGUAAGCACUGAAGAUAUUACCCCAAAACGAAGACAGAGUAAAGUCGCCACAACUGAAGAAGUAGAAAUUGAAGAAAUAGAAAAGCCUCAUGAAAUAUCUGACGUAAAAGACAUUAAAGUUAAAUCUCAAAGAAGCGUUGUAGCUACAACUGAAGAGGCUACUAUACAAGAUAAAGAAGAGUCUCAAGUAAGUGAUGUCAAAGAAAUAAAGGUGAAGCCUCAAGUAAGUGUUGUCGCUACAACCGAGGAAAUUGUUGAAGAACAUACUGAAGAACCCAAAAAAUCGAAAAUGAAAGAUGUUAGUAAUAAACCAAGAAAGAGUAUUGUAGCGACAACCGAAGAAGCAGUCCAAGUAGAACAUGACAUCAAUAAAAGUAGACGAAAAAGUUCAACAACGACCAUUAAAGUUACUGAAAGUCAGAAAGGUAUUAAAUCGGGUGAUGAUGAAUUGGAUGAGGACGUUGAAGAAUUAUUGAAUAGGGCAAAAAGACAAAGAAGUUUAAUCGAAGAUGUUAAAGUUGAAGAAACGGGUCCUCAAGCACUACCCGUGAUUACGGACACAAAUAUGAAAGAUAGAUCUCAAUAUGAAUCUUUGGGAGUUUCUUAUAUGGUGAGAGGUACGGCGAAUCCUCCACCUACAGCUACAUGGACCGUUGAUGGUAAAGUCAUCACACCUAAAUCGCCCAAAUUUACGAUGACUCAAAAAGGUGAAGAGUUUAGGCUUGAUAUUAAAAAGUUAGAACCAUCAGAUGCUGGAGUUUAUCAAUGUGUUUUAAGUAAUCCAGUUGGAGAAGCUAAACAUCAAGCUAAAUUAGAUAUAAUUCCGGAAGGUGAAUUCCGUCGACCUAAAGUUAAAGAAGGCGAAGGUCUUAAAGAUCAAAGUAUAGUGAAGAAAAAUACAGCUACAAUGAAAGCUAUAAUUAUCGGUGAUCCAGUUCCGGAUGUUACCUGGUAUUUCAAUGGAAAAGAAAUGACUGCUGAUGAAUUUGAGAAGUACAAAAUCAUUUUGGAAUCAGAAGAUCGCGAAAUUGAGGAUGAUUUGAAAGAGUGCACUUACAGUUUAACUAUUCCGAGAUGUGAACGAGAAAAUGGUGGAACUUACACAAUUAAAGCUAAAAAUAAAUGGGGUGUAAUUGAAAGUAGUGGUGUUCUAAAUGUUAUUCUUCGCCCUGAAAUUAAAGGGCCCGAAGAUAUUAAAGUUGUACCAGGAUUUUCUGCUGAAUUUAAAACAGUUAUUCAAUCAAAUCCUAUUCCAUCUGUUAUUUGGACGCGCAAUGAUAAUGUUGUAGAACCAACUGAAGAUAUUGAAAUCAUUGAAGAUGUUGCCAACGAAGUUUACAUCCUUCGAUUUAAAACGGUAAAAUUAGGCGAUGAAGGGUACUAUAAAGUUAUUGCCAAAAACAAUUUGGGCGAAGAUAGUUCUGAAGGUCGACUUAAAGUUGUCAAAGAGAUGGAACCAACUUCGGAAAGACCGAAAUUCAUUACUGGUUUAAAUGACGGUCAAGUUGAACAUGGUGGCGAAAUUACUUUAAUGGUUAGAGCCGAUGGUCUCCCAAGACCAACUAUAACUUGGUUCUUAAACGAUAAAGUUAUUGAAGAAGGAUCCGCCUUGGGAGAAAUGAAAAUAGUUGCCAACACUGAGUCCCAAGUCAGUAGUUAUUUAACAAUUACAGAUUUUGGAGAAAAAGAUGCGGGAAUUUACAAAGUAACAGCUGUUAACGUUGUGGGCGAUGUUGAAACACACGCUGUAAUACACAUGACGCAAACACCACCAUCUUUCUCAUUACGAUUAAUUAGAAAUCUUGAUGUUAAUGAAGGUGAACCAUUAACUUUGAAAGCCAAAGUAACAGGAAGCCCAAAACCAACUAUGAAAUGGUAUAAAGAUGGAGAAGAAAUCUCCCCAGAAAACGAAAGAAUCAAAACCGAACUCCUUCCAGAUGGAAAUAUCAGGCUACACAUUGAUAAAAUCACUCCAGCUGAUAGUGGAGCUUACAAAAUUGUCGUAAAAAAUGUCAACGGUGAAUCCGCAGCUUUAUGUGCAGUCGCUGUAACUCCAAACCCUCAGAGGCCCAAAUUCACAAAAUGCAUUAAAGACCAAAAAUUAACCAUUGGCGAACCUUUAAGAUUAGAAGCGAUGGUUUCUGCUUAUCCUCCACCUGAAAUUAAAUGGUUAAAAGAUGGUCUUCCAGUUAGACCUUCAUCAAAUAUCCAUCUUGAACACCACCCGGAUGGAAAAAUUGCUUUGGUUGUCGAUGCCGUUAAACCUGAAAAUGCAGGAAAAUACACUCUGAUUGUCUCGAAUAAAUUAGGAGAUGUAACUGGAGAGGCUAAUGUUGAAACUGAAAGAAGACCAACGAGACCAGAAUUUAUAACCAGACUUGUACCUCAAGAAGUAGUUGAAGGAUUCCCUGUUAAAUUUGAAGUUAAAGCAAGCGGAUUUCCUCAACCUAAAAUCUCCUGGGUUAGAAACGGUGCUGAAAUCGUUCCCGAUGGAAAGCACGUUAAACUUACCGAUUUACCCGAUGGCACAAGCAUCUUGGUGCUUGAAGCAUGCCAUCAAGAUCAAGACGCUCUCACUUAUAGAGCAAUUGCUUCUAACGAAGCUGGUGAAGCGGAAACGUAUGCUCCAUUAACUGUUAAACCAGCCACCAAACAAGACCAACCGGAAGAAAGACCCUUAUUCUUACACCAAUUGAAAGAUGUUAUUACUGAUGAGGGAGAACAAUUAAAAUUAGAAGUUCCAUUUACAGCCAAUCCCAUUCCUAGCGUUGCGUGGACUAAAGAUGAUCAACCAAUCGUGCCUUCAGAUAGAAUCAUGUUAACCUGCGAUGGAAGAAAAGUUGGUUUGGUGAUUGAUAAAGCGAUUCCAUCUGAUGCUGGUCACUACGCCGUUACUCUUUCAAAUCCCCUUGGUAAAGAUACAACAUCUGGAAAAGCAACCGUUCAUAAAGUGUUUGCACCACCUAAAUUUACACAAAGAUUUACUGAUUUACAACAACUUCCUACAAGAGACGCAAAAUUCAUCGCAAGAGUAUCAGGUGUACCAUAUCCUGAGGUGCAAUGGUUUAAAGAUGAUAAACCUCUCCACGAAACAGAUAAGUAUCGCAUUAAAAGAGAUGGAGAUGUUUGUUGUUUGUACGUAAACAAUUCCACAAUUGAAGAUGGAGGAAUUUACAAAGCUGUAGCAACCAAUAAAGAAGGACAAGAUAUUUGCGAAGCUAAAUUAGAAGUCGUCAAAGAAAUUAAAACACCACAGAAAGUUGAAGCACCAUACUUUAUGAAGCGCCUUGGUGAUACUGAAUUGUACAAAGGUAUGACUGCCAAAUUUACAGCUUGUGCAGCGGGAACACCAGAACCAUCUGUGCAAUGGUACAGAAACGAUGAAAAAUUAUUCCCGUCUGAUAGAAUUCGCAUGGUUGAAACAUCUGGACUGCUUAGAUUAACAAUUGCUGGCGUGGAUCAAGAUGAUUUAGGAAAAUAUUCUUGCAAAAUCUUUAAUGAACACGGAGAAGACAUUUGCCAUGCUCAAUUAAGAUUUGAUGAAAUGGACGCUCGACCAAAACGCCCAAUGACUGACCAAUACACUGAUUACGAUAAAUACAAGAAAAGUGGGGCUCCCAUACCGUUAUCGGAUGCACCAAUUAUUUCUCGCAUGACAGACAGAAGAUGUACUAUAUCUUGGAAACCAUCUAUUCCAUCAGGACCAAGAGCACCUGUUACUUAUCAAUUAGAAAUGUUGGAAUUACCACAUGGAGAUUGGUUUACAGUUCGUUCCGGUAUCAGAGGAUGUGUUUGCGAUGUUGGCAACUUGGAACCAUUUAGAGAUUACAAAUUUAGAAUACGCGUUGAAAAUAAAUACGGAAUAAGCGACCCUUCGCCGUUUGCUUUAACACAUAGACAGAAAUUAGAACCUGAACCACCUAAAUUCAUGCCAUAUCUUCCUCCAGGAAUCGAUUUCCGUCCAGAUACCUCUCCCUAUUUCCCCAAAGACUUCGAUAUCGAUCGACCUCCCCACGAUAACAUGGCACAACCACCUCGUUUCUUAAGAAGAGAACACGACACCUCUUAUGGGGUGAAAGAUCAAAACACCAACAUGUUCUGGUUCGUUUACGGUUAUCCAAAACCUAAAAUGACGUAUUAUUUCAAUGAUAUUCCCAUUGAAAGUGGUGGAAGAUUCGAUAUGAGCUACACCAGAAAUGGGCAAGCAACCUUAUUUAUAAACAAAAUGUUAGAGAGAGAUGUAGGAUGGUACGAAGCAGUCGCUAUAAAUGAGCAUGGCGAAGCUAGGCAAAGAAUAAGAUUAGAAAUCGCCGAGCUUCCAAUGUUUAUUCAAAGACCAGAUAUUGAGUAUGUUAUGAUGAGAGGAAAAGCUAAGUUUUGUUGUAGAAUUGUUGGAGUACCAUACCCAGAAGUUAAAUGGUAUAAAGACUGGAAGCCAUUAGCUACAUCCUCAAGAACAAAAAUUCAAUAUUUAGAACCUGACACACAUAUCCUUAUCAUUAACGACGCAAUCUUAAAAGAUGAAGGUUUAUACUCUGUAAGCGCAAGAAAUGUUGCUGGAACCAUUUCAAGCAGUGCUAUGCUUCAUGUCGAAGAAAACGACUUAGAAUUUAACAUUAGAACAUAUAAUAACUUAUCACCAAUUAAAGCUAAACGCACUCCAUUCGAUCAUGGUUACGAUUUGGGCGAUGAAUUGGGCAGAGGUACUCAAGGAAUCACAUACCACGCUGUUGAACGUUUGAAUGGCAGAAAUUACGCCGCUAAAUUAAUGCAUGGACGGGGAGAUUUGAGACCGUUUAUGUACAACGAGUUGGACGUGAUGAAUCAAUUGCGUCAUCGCAAACUGGUAUCAUUGCACGAUGCUUACGAAACUGAUGAUUCUCUGACGUUGGUUAUGGAACUUUGUGGUGGUGGUGAGCUGGUUAAGGAUUACUUAUUGAAGAGAGACUAUUACACUGAAAGUGAAAUUGCUGGAUAUGUUCGACAAAUGUUAGAAGGAUUGGAAUAUAUGCAUGAAAAAGGAUUUGGACACAUGGGUCUUAAUAUUGGAGAUCUUUUGUUGUCUCAUCCUGGAAGCGAUAGUUUGAAAAUCACGGACUUUGGAUUAAGCAGGAGAAUAAGCAUGGGAAGAUUGAUGCCGUUGAAAUAUGGUGUUCCUGAAUACGUUUCGCCGGAAUGUGCUAAAGGUGAAGGAACUGGUCUGCCUCAUGAUAUGUGGAGUAUUGGUAUCAUCACAUACAUUUUGUUAUCUGGUAUAUCUCCGUUCCGUGGAGAAAGAGACAAAGAAACUUUGAUUAAGAUCCAAGAAGGAAAAUGGGAGUUUGAAGAGAGUUGGUGGAAACAUAUGAGUUUUGAAGCGAGAGAUUUUAUCACUAAACUUUUGGUUUACCAAGCUGAAGGUAGAAUGGACGUACACACCGCUUUACGUCAUCCAUGGUUGGAAAGAUGCGAUAAGUUAUGGCAAGAUGAGUACCAAAUUUCUACUAAAUAUCUCAGAGAUUACUUCGUUUUCUAUAGAGAAUGGUACGAUAAUGCUUCUUGUAAAAAUAUUUAUAGAAGAAGACCUUUAGAAGGAGCAUUUACGCAUCCUUCUCGCAUGGUUUAUCCACCGGGAGAAAGAUACACCCCUCCUCCAUCAUUACCCCAACCCGAACCAACACCCAGAAAACCUGCAACAUGGGAAGAUCAAAUUCCCAGUAGGUCACCACUUAACUAUGAAAUUGGCGCUUUUAAAUCUGAGAGUCAUUAUCAAAGUGGACCUGAUACAUAUCUUCUUCAAUUACGCGAUGUUGAUUUCCCAGUAAGAAUUCGUGAAUACAUGAAAGUUGCUGCAAGCAGAGGACCGGGAGCUGGACUUAUUGUUUCGGACGAUAAUGGCUAUGAUUGGAGGGCGCCUUCAAUCCGAGAACGCAGAAGAUUUACCGAUAUCAUGGACGAAGAAAUUGACGAUGAACGUAAAGCAAGAAUUCAAAAGUAUGGAGCUGGAGAUACUGGUUAUAGUAUAAGGAGGUUACGUCACGAAAUCGGUGCAAGAUUAGAUACAUAUGCGGAAGCUGAAGCUUUCUUAGAGAGUAGACACGAAGGUCGAUUACCAUUCUUUAGAGAGAAACCUGAUAUGGCUGCGAUGCAAGAAGGAAAAGAUUUAGAAAUGUCUUGUUAUGCUGUUGGUGACCCAACACCAAUUGUGCAAUGGUUCAAAAAUGAUGCAAUCAUCGCAGAUUCUCAUAGAAUUAAAAUAGAAACCGAUUCUGAUGGAAGAUCUCAUAUCAAAUUUUGCCCAGCUUUAAGCUUUGAUUUAGGAACCUAUAAAGUUGUAGCAAGGAAUAAAAUUGGGCAAACCGUAGUAAGAACACGAAUAGUUUUGGGCUUGGUUCCCGAUGAACCCGAUUCUCCAGAAGUAACCCAAACAUCCGACACUGAGGCCCUUUUAAUUUGGAAACAACCCAAAUUUGACGGACACGCUCCUGUCCAAUGCUACAGCUUGCAAUAUAAAUUAGCCAACGAUACCGAAUGGACGGAACAAGCUUAUAAUAUUGAUCAUGAAUUUUAUUUAAUGACCGGUUUAAAACCAGGUGAAAGUUAUAUCUUUAGAUUAUCUGCAAAGAAUAGUAUCGGGUGGAGUGAACCAGGUGUCGCUUCGCAAGUUGUAAUUACUAAGCCGGCGGGAGCCCCUAAGAUUCAAUUAAGCAAAGCCAUGAUGCAUCUACAGAACUACACGGACAGUGGUCAGCCGCCCCAGGUCGACCCUAACUCUAGGCCGAAUUAUAGCUUCGAAACGAAUCCGGUGGAUUGGAUCCAGGGCAACGCGCAAGAACGUUACGAGUUCAUUUCAGAAAUAUCACGGGGCCGCUUCUCAGCAGUUCUGAAGGCUGUCGAUAAGCGCACCGACACUAUCGUCGUGGCGAAGGUAAUGGACCUCGGAGCCAAUGCGACAGAAGUCGAUGGAGAAUUUGCCGCUUUGCGUUCGCUACGGCACGAGAGGAUCGCCGGAUUGUUGGAAGCUUACCGCACCAACGAUGUGGCUGUUUUCAUACAGGAGAAACUCCAAGGGGCUGAUGUUUUGACAUACUUGGCGAGCAGGCACGAGUACACUGAACAAACCGUAGCCACCAUUGUCACACAGACACUUGAUGGAUUACAAUAUCUUCACUGGAGAGGACUUUGCCACUUAGAUCUUCAACCCGAUAAUGUUGUAAUGUCUGGAAUGAGAACGGUACAAGUCAAACUCGUUGAUUUCGGUUGUGCACAUCGCGUAACAAAAUUAGGAAAUAAAGUACCAAUUGUAGGACAUCAAGAUUAUAUGGCUCCUGAAGUGUUAGCUGAAGAACCAGCUUUCCCAUUAACAGAUAUUUGGUCUCUUGGCGUACUCAUGUAUGUUAUGUUAUCUGGAACGUUACCUUUCAAAGGCGAGGACCUAAAUGAAACCAAACAAAACAUCUUAUUUGUAAGAUACAGAUUUGAAAAUUUGUACCAAGAAGUAUCACAAGAAGGUGUUAGAUUUUUGAUGUUAGUCUUUAAACGUCAUCCAAAUAAACGACCAACUGCUGAAGAAUGUCACGAAAACAGAUGGUUACUACCAACUGAUUUUAUGAUUAAGAAACGUGAAAGGGCUGUAUUUUUGGGUAAUCGAUUGAAGGAGUACUGCGAGCAGUAUCAUGCGGAAAAAGCCGCAGCGAUUGUUAAUGGAAGUGUUGGAAGUAUUGCUAAAGGAAUGGGAAGAUCGCAUAGCAUCACAGAUGAACUUUUAGCAGCACCAUAAAGAAAAACCAUAAUUUUUUUGGGCGGUGUUUGUAAAUAUUGUUAAUAUCUCACGUUACUAUGUACCAUAUUAUUUAUUCAUUGUUUUAAUCUGUUAAUUUCUUUUUGAUUAUUAGCAUCAUUUUGGAAAUAUCGAGGUUGGUCGAUUUAUAAAUUUAACUAUUUUAAUUAGAGGGAUGCGUUGAACACAGAUGAUACGUGUGAAAAUCUUCAAUAAAAUAUGCUAUAAAACUA
Onthophagus taurus is the source of this 13966-nucleotide messenger RNA. Lineage: Eukaryota; Metazoa; Arthropoda; Insecta; Coleoptera; Scarabaeidae. The record is from RefSeq and is a predicted model, not a curated record.